This is a messenger RNA of Trematomus bernacchii (emerald rockcod), 6619 nucleotides long. RefSeq names its product DNA (cytosine-5)-methyltransferase 3A-like. Gene Ontology annotation, molecular function: methyltransferase activity. Bases 315 to 2864 code for a protein of 849 amino acids. The transcript has 23 exons. Gene Ontology annotation, cellular component: nucleus; cytoplasm. Lineage: Eukaryota; Metazoa; Chordata; Actinopteri; Perciformes; Nototheniidae. The record is from RefSeq and is a predicted model, not a curated record. Gene Ontology annotation, biological process: negative regulation of DNA-templated transcription.
AGGCGGGGAGCGCUAGCAGCAGCGGGGAGAGAAGACCCGGUAGAGCGCGAGGAGGGAGAGAGAGAGAGAGAGUGAGCGAGAGAGAUCGAGCGAGAAAGAGAGGAGAGAGAGAGCGACGACCGUCAGGGUCCGCGUGCCUAACGGACGGACGACACGGAAAGGGGGACGACUGAGAGAACCAGUGAUCGUCCAACAGAUAGAAAGACGGACAAAUUGAAUGAAGCUGCUCUUGGUGCUUCUGAAGGACCCUCCCAUGUUUUGAUUUGCUCUAUUUUCUACUUUCCAAACGUGGUUUCACCGAUCCUCUCUCAGCCAUGCCGUCCAACAGUCCUGCAGCCGCCGAGCCGCCCGAGACCCCAGAGAACGACACAAACAUUGAUGUGAUUGAAGAUGGAGCAGACCAUGACAGUCCAGAGGAGGGGACGCCAGCGAGUCCCCGCACCAAGCGCAGAGUGGGUCGUCCCGGCAGGAAACGCAAACAGCUGCUUCCUGAGAUGGCGACCUCUGACCCCUGUGCAAACGCACCCCCCACCCCGCCUGAGGACUCUGCGCCCUCCCCCUCGCCUCGCAAGAAGCGCGGGCGUCGGAAACUAGAGCAAACCGAGAAGAAUAAGGUUCCUCCUCCUGCAGACGAGCCAGACGACAGAAACUGCGACUCCCCUGGAGAGGUUGAGGCUGGCAGGCUGCGGAGGAGGCCGGUCCCCAGAGUGACUUUCCAGGCUGGAGAUCCGUACUACAUCAGCAGGAGACGGAAAGAAGAAUUGCUGAGCCGCUGGAAGAUGGAGGCGGAGCGUCGGGCGUACAUAGAGGCAGAGAUGAACAUAAUGGACGCCCAAUCAGAAGCCAUCUUUCAGAAAGAGGAGGGGCCAUCAAGCCCGGCCCCGCCCCCUUCACAACAACACAUCGCCCCUGCCUCGCCAACAGUUGCCGUGACGCCAGAGCCCGGCAACAGGGUGGAGCGGGCCACGCCUCGAGAGGUGGAGUACCAGGACGGCCGGGGUUUUGGAAUCGGUGUCUUGGUGUUCGGGAAGCUGCGGGGUUUCUCCUGGUGGCCCGGCAGGAUCGUGUCCUGGUGGAUGAGCGGCCGGAGCAGAGCUGCAGACGGCACUCGCUGGGUCAUGUGGUUCGGAGACGGAAAGUUCUCUGUGGUGUGUGUGGAAAAGCUCAUGCUUCUGAGCUCCUUCUCAUCUGCCUUCCACCAACCCUCCUACAACAAACAGUCCAUGUACCGGAAAGCCAUUUUCGAGGCUCUGCAGGUGGGUAGUGUGCGUGCGGGGCGGCCCGUUCCCUCCUGUGAUACGAGCGAAGAUGCGGAGGGGUUGGAGAUUCAGACCCGACAGAUGAUAGAGUGGGCCAUGACCGGCUUCCUGCCCAACGGCCCGUCAUCACUGGAGCCUCCAGAGGAGGAACAGAAUCCAUGUAAGGAAGUCCCCGUCUUCCCAGAGAUGUGGACGGAGCCGGAGGCCGCGUACACGCCUCCACCCACCAAGAAACCACGCAAAAACGCAGCGGAAAAACUAAAGAUCAGAGAGGUGAUCGACGAAGGGACCAGAGAGAGACUCAUAUGUGAGGUCAAACAGAAAACCAGGAACAUAGACGAUAUGUGCAUCUCCUGUGGAAGCCUCAACGUCAGCAUCGAGCAUCCUCUGUUCGGAGGAGCCAUGUGUCAGGGCUGCAAAAACUCGUUCCUGGAGUGCGCGUACCAGUACGACGACGACGGCUACCAGUCCUACUGCACCAUCUGCUGCGCAGGAAGAGAGGUGCUCAUGUGUGGAAACAACAACUGCUGCAGGUGUUUCUGCGUGGAGUGUGUGGAUCUGUUGGUGGGGACGGGCUCUGCGGCGGUCGCCAUUAAAGAAGAUCCCUGGAACUGCUAUAUGUGCGGAUCGAAAGGCGCCUACGGGUUGCUACGGCGACGGGACGACUGGCCCUCCAGACUGCAGAUCUUCUUCGCCAACAACCACGAACAGGACUUUGAGCCAGCCAAGUUGUAUCCUCCAGUUUCGGCAGAGAAGAGGAAACCAAUCAGAGUUCUCUCUCUGUUUGACGGCAUUGCCACAGGUCUGCUGGUGCUGAGGGAUCUGGGGAUGCAGGUGGACAAAUAUGUUGCGUCCGAGGUGUGUGAGGACUCCAUUACUGUGGGCAUGGUCCGACAUCAUGGCCGCAUCAUGUACGUGGGAGACGUCCGCAACGUAACACGCAGACAUAUCGAGGAGUGGGGACCAUUUGACCUGGUGAUCGGAGGAAGCCCCUGCAACGACCUCUCGAUAGUCAACCCUGCAAGGAAAGGGCUUUUUGAAGGGACUGGUCGGUUGUUUUUUGAGUUUUACCGCCUGCUGCACGAGGCUCGACCAAAAACAGGCGACGUACGUCCGUUCUACUGGCUGUUUGAGAAUGUAGUCGCCAUGGGAGUCAGCGACAAAAGGGACAUCUCCCGCUUCUUAGAGUGUAACCCGGUGAUGAUCGAUGCCAAGGAGGUCUCUGCCGCCCACCGCGCUCGCUACUUCUGGGGAAACCUGCCCGGCAUGUCCAGACCUCUGACAGCCAUGUCGAAUGACAGGUUGGACCUACAGGAGUGCCUCGAGCACGGACGUACAGCCAAGUUUGAGAAGUUGCGUACGAUAACGACACGCUCCAACUCUGUGAAGCAGGGGAAAGACGAGCAUUUCCCCGUCUUCAUGGAAAGCAAGGAGGACAUCCUGUGGUGCACCGAGAUGGAAAGGGUGUUUGGUUUCCCCGUCCACUACACCGACGUGUCCAACAUGAGUCGUCUGGCACGUCAGAGGCUGCUGGGACGGUCCUGGAGCGUCCCCGUCAUCCGGCACCUCUUCGCCCCGCUCAAAGAGUACUUCGCCUGCAACUAGUCACGCACCAACUCUCUCACACACACACACACACACACACACACACACACACACACACACACACACACACACACACACACACACACACACACACACACACACACACACAUUUAACAUACAGCAUACAGCUAGUACAUGAGGGUUGGCUGACGCAGGAUGACACAGAUGACCAGACAUACUCAUAUACAGGCCUGUCACAAUAACUACAAAAUAUAAUGUCCCAGAAAUAAUGGCUAUAAACCAUAUUAAUGUCAUUUUAGGACUAUUUUAAGCCACAGAUAUACUGAUAAUAUAAAUGAAUAAUAACAUGCAACUACACACCGUUCCAAAGAGGUAACCAUUUUUUAUUAUAAACAAUAUUUCAAGGAAUAAGUUAACUUCUAAUAUAUCCUUAUUAAAAUAUAAGAUUAAUUCAUUCACACCACAAAACCCUGCUGUUAUUCUGGCAUCAUGUAAGCUGAAAUGUUGUUGACAUUAUUUAUUUAUGCAAUUAAUAAACACGUGUAGAAACAGCCUAUAUGGCCGUAAUCAAAACAUUUUUGGAGGUCAUGUUCAUAAAUCAUACGAUAGUCAAUAACGUUAUUAUUGUGACAGGCCUACUACACACACACACACACACACACACAUACAUACAUACAUACAUACAUACAUACAUACAUACAAACUAACACAAUAAAGGACUGCUUCCCUGGAUCCCAUGUAGACCACUGGCUGACCUUAGUCCCCUGGUGCUACCUUUCUGAUUCUACACACACACACACACACACACACACACACACACACACACACACACACACACACACACACACACACACACACAAAACUGGUGCAGGGUGUAAUGUCCUGUCUUCUCAACACACACUCUUCCCUCCCGACCUUGAAACUGGUGUCUUCUUCUGGCUUUACUGUGUGAGGUCAAACCUCCGGGGGGUUGAACGCUGACAAAGACGCCUGACUUUCUGUUUCUGACUUCUCUCUGAAUACAUCUACACACCAGAGAGUCAAACUGUAACUGUUUCCAUGCGUAGGGAUAGUGCUGCUGACAAAUAUACAAAAACACACACAUCAGUUAACAAUCAUGGUGCUGGUCAGGCAGUAUUAGAGUUCAAAUGGUGCCGCUUUCAUACACUUUUAAAUACAAGAUGUUGGUGCUCGAGGUGACCGAAUGCUCUCUGGUUGUUUCAGUCGCUGAAGUUUUUCUUCCCUGACUUAGAUGAACUAUCUAUUGCAAGCAGGUGGGAGCAACACUAAGCAAGAGUGCUGACAUUUUAAGAUAUAUUUAUGUGGCAAAAAAGAGUCCAAAAGAAAAAUGCAAUUAUGGACAGUAGGAUUUGUAAGAAGCCUUUUUUUUUACGUAACUUCUACUAAAUUGUAAAUAAGAUUAGCAAAUGCUUUGGGUAAUAUACGAUCAUAUUCUGUACACUAGUCAUAUUUUAAGAAUUUGUUUAUUCCCACUUGUACUACAAAAUGUGGGUGUUUUCUGACCCAAACAUCUUACAUGAAUGAAUCCAGAUGAGAUUGUUUCUGCCUCUAGAGGCCAAUUGCCUCUGAGAAAUAUUAGACAAAAGAAAAUACUUUUUAAAUAGCUCAGUGUUGUGCUCACAGAAGCAUUUAAAUGAAAAGGAAACAAAUCAAACCUGAACCCUUAUGGUUACUAAUCAGCUUCUCUUGCAGUUACGCUCCUACUUUGCUUCAUAGGGAUCCAAACCGUCCUCCUGUUAUCUCAGCGACGUUCACUAAAACCAGAGGCAGACCUUCACUCUGUAGACACUAUGCUGGAUUUCUACUUCCUACGACUGAAACAGACAGCCCUGUGUCAUGAAAUAAAGGAUACUUCCUCACAUCACACAGAUUUGAAUGCCCCACCUGUUUUGGGGGGUUUCUUCUGCCUUUUUCCCCAAAUGUUGGGAUACAAUCUGGGACUUGGUACAAGAGAAAACAAGUAAAGAUAACUUAAUAUUUCAAGAGACUCUUGUACACAUACAGGCUAUCCCUAUAAUGUUCAGGAACAUUUCCUACAUGGGGUCAUGUGUGAAUUACUAUUAAAAUACCCCUCUCCUCACCUACCAUGUACCUGAAAAUAAUGAAAGACGUCUUCCACCGUGUGCAUGUACAUCCAGACACUUUUAUUCCAGCGUGUGUGAAUCGGCGCAAAAUGGAAAUGUUCCUGAAUGUAGUGAAUAUUGAAAGUGUGUCCCAGUAAUUUAACGUUAAACGACUCCCAAAAUACCAAUAUUUUAUUUACACAGGGCUGUCUUUUAGAGAAACCAUCUCUUCAGUCUGGUGCUUUUAGUCCUCAGGCGACAACUUCCUCAGAUACCAGCUGACAACUGGACACAUAAAACACACACAUACACACACACACACACACACACACACACACACACACACACACAAACACAAACACACAUUUACAAUAACUAACAAUAAACCAGCAGGUUCAACCUUUUUUCCAUCAUGUUUACUCUGCGUUUAUACAACCAACCUUCAGGUGCUUUUUAAAACUCUGUAAACUCUUUUUUAACAUCGUUCUCGCAGGGUACACACACAUACACACACAUACACACACACACACACACACGUGCUGGAAACACAGUGCCGUCUUAAAGCUUUCUCCUUCCACUACAAAACAUCAACACACAUGCAUACACACUGUGUUUUUGCCGGCCGCCUGUUGCCAUCAGGCUUGGUGCUCCAGACUCCCCCCCCUCCCCUCCCCCCUCCCCCCUCCCCCCAGGUGCUGCAUGUCAGUCAGUCAGUGUAAUCUCUGAAUCCAUGUUAGAUUAGGGAGUAAUGAUAAUAAUAAUCAUGGUAAUAAUAAUUACAAUAAUAAUCUGUUAUCGUGUGUGUGUACUGUUCCAGGUUGGUGCUCAGUUCAGUCUCAGCCUAGAGGGGAAGGAGAGGCUCGAGAAAGCAUAUAUUACAGUUAGUAUAGUGACUUGUUCUAUUGUACCCAAGGAUGCCGAAAGACGUUGUCGAAGCAAACUCUCAAACAACAGCGGGUUGAAAUGACACAGAAUGGAGUUGUGUGGAUGACAAAAUAUAGAAAAAUACACAGAAAUCCCAACAUCUGGGGAAAAUUAAAGUAAAUACAAAGUUUGCCAACAGGAUAGAAACAUAACGUUUUUAUUUGGAAAACAUAAAUAUCAUUGUAAUAAGUUGAGUUUCCUGAAAUAAUAAUAUAAACAUAUACACAUUUUGACAAGCAGAAUCAUUUUGUGUGAUUUCAACACGUCUCUUUGAGAGUACAGAUGGAUUAAAGCAAGAGGAAUGGAGGCGAUAUUUUCAAGCGAUGGGUGACUCGGUGAUGGUGUUUCUGUUUGCCAGCUUUUGGGCUGAGUGAUGCGCCGUUUUCAACACUGAUACACUUACAAACAUAAAACUCACAAAACAUUGUUAUUAACAAACACAAAUGCAGAGAUACACGCACAACAUGGACACACAUACAAGGCUGUGGCGCAUGCAGACACUCAUCUCAUGGACUUAAGGAAAGAUGAGCUUUUAGGAAAAAGGAGGACAUGGUGGUGUUUCAAAGGUGCUAAAAUUUUAUCUGAAAAUAAGAAAAAUAUAUUGUUAGGAGUAUAAAUCAAGUUUGUCUUUACAAUGACUGUAUUUAAGUUUUGUCGUAGUAAUGAAAAGGCACUAUUAUUAUUUUACUCUUGUAUGAAUAUGAACUAAUUAAAAAGGCAUUUUAACUUUGUACUUGAACAAUGUAAGAAAUGAACCGUGAAUAAAAAAAGGACUGUUUCUUGUGA